ACCAAAAAGAUGGGAAGGCCAGACGCAUUCGACCCUUCAGUAAAAGUAUAUAAAUAAAACGUAUCCCUUCUGAACGUUCUGGUCAUUUUCUAUCCCUAUUGUUCACCAUAGAAUUUAGGUAACUUACAAUGGCUCGCCUAACACAAAUUUGUCUCGCUACACUUGCUUUAUUGGUUGUCGCUACAACGGCUGCUCCCCAUCCAUUGAACACCCGCGAUGUUCAUCAAUACCAUACUACUGAAGUAGUGGAUCGUCACCACCUCAGCCGUCGGUGCGAGAGUCAAGACAAUGACGGAGAAGAGUGUCAGGACAAUUCCGAACAAGACAAUGACCAUGAAUGUAACGAAUGUGCAGACAAUGACGAUGACGAUCAAGAUGAUCAUGAUGACCAUCGCAAUGUCGUUGCUCACCAUGAAUAUAUCCAUCGUACAUGGACCGGCGAGGGUCAGCGCCACAGACACCAUAAAAGAUGUUCCGACGAUAACGGCGAUGAUUGCAAACAAGAGGAAGACCACGGCUGUGAAGACCACGACUGUCAAGACAAUGACUCUCAUGACGACAACGACGAUCACGAUGAUCACGAUGACCAUCGCAAUGUCGUUGCUCACCAUGAAUACAUCCAUCGUACAUGGACUGGUGAUGGUCGACGCCACAGACAUCAUAAAAGAUGCUAUAACCACGGUAAUGAGGGCCGUAUUGAAAGCAGUAACAAUGGUGAACGUGGUGAAGGCCGUGGUGAGGACCGUGCUAGAUUUGGUGACAACGACCGCGAUGGAGACCGUGCUGGAUUUGAAGGUGAUGACCGUGCUGAUGACCGUGAUGAAGACUUUGAUAGAUUUGAAGGUGAUGAAAACCGUGAUGAAGACUUUGAUAGAUUUGGAGGUGUUCAAAACCGUGCUGAGGACCCUGCUAGAUUUGAAGGUGAUGACCGUGAUGGUGACCGUGAUGGAGACUUUGAUAGAUUUGAAGGUGAUGAAAACCGUGAUGAAGACUUUGAUAGAUUUAGAGGUGUUCAAAACCGUGCUGAGGACCCUGCUGGAUUUGAAGGUGAUGACCGUGAUGAUGACCGUGAUGGUGACCGUGAUGGAGACUUUGAUAGAUUUGAAGGUGAUGAAAACCGUGAUGGAGACCGUGACGAGGACCGUGAUGGCGAAAAUGCCAAUGACUUUUUCGAUGAUAAUGACAACGAUGAUCGCGACAACCAACAGCGCGAAGAUGAUGAGUAAAUGAUGUGUAGAUCAUAUCAUAUCAUCUUAUUUGAUUUUUAUGUCCUAACCAAGAUAUCUCUCUCGCAUACUGCAUUUCUCGUUCUAUACACAUACUUGCAUAUUCUAUUCCCUUACUUCGAAAUACAUCUCUAGCUCUUCUUUCGCUUUCUGAUAUUUCCGCAUUCACAGCAUUUUCAUUGAAUAAAUGAUAGAUUUCCUUUGUUACUGCUCAAGUUGAAUUCACGUUUCACAAUAACAUCCAUCCAUUCAAACAAAGAUCGCGGAUCACAAAAAGAGCUCUUUUCUUAUUCAGGAACCAGUUGUCUCUCCGCUUGCAUGAAAACU
Messenger RNA from Mycotypha africana, 1553 nucleotides. RefSeq lists its product as uncharacterized. The transcript has a single exon. Bases 129 to 1226 code for a protein of 365 amino acids. NCBI's taxonomy places the organism in Eukaryota, Fungi, Mucoromycota, Mucoromycetes, Mucorales, Mycotyphaceae. The record is from RefSeq and is a predicted model, not a curated record.